This is a messenger RNA of Phyllotreta striolata, 417 nucleotides long. The record is from the annotation of a GenBank genome assembly. NCBI's taxonomy places the organism in Eukaryota, Metazoa, Arthropoda, Insecta, Coleoptera, Chrysomelidae.
AUGAAAGUCGAUCCGGAAUUGAUGUUCGAAUGUUUGAUAUACAUCAACGCCCAUUACUAUCCCGUGUUCGCGGUCUGCGAAAUAGCGAUGCUCGUCGCUAAAUACCUCAGCGAUAAGAAAGACACGCCGAAUCUGGAUCAGGACGCCGCUGUUUGUUUGACCAGGCACGUUGCCGAGCUCAUGAAGCUCGUCGGGUUCCAAGUGUUCAAGUAUAGGAGCAGAAAAUUGGUAACACUCGCUGUUAUCGUACUGAGUCUAGUGAACGUUUGCACGGUGUAUUAUAACAUGUUCCUGCAGCAUCCGAUAUUGAGGUUGGAAAUAGUGUUGUCCUGCUUAACUAGUCUAUUAUUAGCCACGGAACUUUUAUUCGGGUUUUGGUAUUUAAUGCCUUGUUACAAAAAAAUCGAGUAUUUUUAG